Messenger RNA from Suillus discolor, 2325 nucleotides. RefSeq lists its product as uncharacterized. NCBI's taxonomy places the organism in Eukaryota, Fungi, Basidiomycota, Agaricomycetes, Boletales, Suillaceae. The coding region runs from base 1 to 2325 and encodes 774 amino acids. The record is from RefSeq and is a predicted model, not a curated record. The transcript has 19 exons.
AUGGUCAUGAUGCUCUUAUCUGAUGGAUACAAAUUCUUUACUUUCGAGAUGCGCAAACGUUGUUAUUCAGAGGAAACUUGGAUAGUGGGUGCCAUUAUAGGCCACAGAGUUGCGGUAAAGGGCCCAAACUAUGAAGCUCGGCAGUCAUGCUCGCUUGGCAAGGUAGCAGGCAUGGUCGGGGCUGUACAAGAUCUUGCAGUAGAAUACAGAAAAGUUCAGUACAAGACCAAGGCGGAGAUCGCUUACUUUCGAGAUGAGAAUGUUGGACAAGAAAGAGGACUUGGAAAAAAGAACCUUGAAGUCACCAGCACCUCUCAGCAGUACAAACUGCUGAGGGUCAAUGAUGAUAUAGUUCCAUGCACAGAAAAUAUAGUUCGUCGCCCGCCCACUACUGCCGAGCUCAAUGGUCUGUACUGUCGAGGUUAUCCUCCUCAAUCUAUGCGGGUCUCUGAGUACGACGCUUCAUAUUGGGAUGAGUUCAAGUACAAGGAGACGUAUGAGACCGAGUAUUGGAGAAGUAUGAGUCGAGUACAAGUGGGGAGACGUAUCACAGACAGACCCUAUCUCUUCAUCAAGAGCGUUGUCGUGCUUCAAGUGCCAUUCCGAUCUGUCUGGCCUCCGCACAAGCAGCACCAUAUCGUCGACAUCGACACAUACCAAUGCAGCUUGGAGUGCUAUAUGCACGCGCUUGCGAACCUGCCUGCGAACAAGUCUUCUUCUCUUAGGGGACUGGUGACCCUUGCUUUUACUGCCAGCAAUGUUUCUCACUGGAACGACGGCCAGGGAUCGGAUCUUAUAUUUGUGGUGUCCACACAUCCAUAUGUUUCACUAGCGGAGCUCAUGGAUGCCCUGACAUUUGUCAGUGAUGUAAUGUUGCCUGAUAACAACGCAAAUCCUAAAGAAAUAGGGGUGGUGUUGGAACAACUACUCCCAUCUUUCAAAGCCAAACCCAUAAAAUAUGUUGUCAAGUGUCGGAUAUGUAGAUUCACUGUCAUCAUUGUGCUCCCUGGAGACAGUUCUCAAUGUCCCUCUCGCAAGAGGCAUGCUUGUGCCUCCUAUCUUCCGUGGGCCUUGGCGGCAUUUGUUAUGCGUGAUAUAUCCAAACCUGCAAAAGCACGGAGAGGCACCUUGUCCUGCUCCUAUGCAAUUGUGGACCUAAAUGUGAUCCUGCUAGAUGCGUGGGCUCUAGGUUAUCAAUCUGGCGCUGCGGUGGACCUAUGCGAUGGAGAGCACUGCAACGUAGCUAAGCCCAAACUCAUGAAAAGAGCCGAGGCAAUGACAUCAGAGAUUGGUCAUGAGUCUGCAGAAGAGGACUUCAAGAAGAUGUCAAAAUGCAAGGCCCUUGAAGAAGUUCCAAGCGGUUCUUCUCCACCAACCCCCAAGAGGCGCUCUUUGUCUCACUUGCCUGUAAUCGCCAAUCUAAUCAUACCGACACUUGGGACAGCGGAUUCAACGAUCCAGUCUCCACAUUGGCCCUUCCCGAAUGAGCUUGUCUUGAAUAUUUUGGAAAAGUUGCCAGCUCAGCAUCUGCAGUCUAUUGCACAGGUGUCUUGUUUCUCUUGGGAGCUAGUGGCACCUCUCUACUUUCGUUCUGUAGGCUUGCAGAUCAAUGACAAGUCCCUGCUUGUCAGCACCCAAGCCUGUCUCACCCUGCUCCUGUACAGGCGCACAACCUUUUUUCACACGCCGAAGUAUUUGCGAUGCAAUCUCCUUGACGCAGAUGAUCGUCACCUCAAGGCGCUCCUGGGUUUCUUGGAGUCAUUUGAAAGCACGCAAGUGUUCUUUGUCUCUAUCGUGAAAGAUGGUGAAAUGCUUGGAGAUUUUGUGCCUCUGUUUCAGUCCAUACAAGACUCAAGCUGCAGGAGUCUUCAGUUCUCAGAUUGGGAGAAAACAGAUACCCCUCUCAUUCCUUUACAUAGCUUACACGUUCUCGCUGGACCGCUGUGGUACCUCAUGUCUCUAUUACACAAAGUUUGUGCGCCUCUACACAUUCAAACACUCGAAUUGCACCUCGACGAGGAAUCUCUGGCAUCCGCUCCCAAUUACUUGUCUGCGAUCCUGGACAUUACUCAACAAUUCAUUGCUAUAGAUUGCCUGGGACUGAGCUUUUAUCACGGAUCGCUGAUUUCUGGAAGUUUUGACGUCCCAUUGGACGAGUAUCAAACUAUUUCUCUCUGCUGCAGUCCUUGGCUAGGAGUCUUCGACCAUGUUGAAGAAGUUUAUCUCAAGCCUGGAAACAUAACAUCAUCUGAGCGGCAGGAACUGGAGGAUGCUUUUUACCGCCCAGAGCAUCUCUACCAUUUGGAUAUCGGCAGUUAUUUCUGA